UUUUUGACUUAUCUCCCCUUUUCUUCUUCAUUUUCUUUUCUCCCCCCACUUGUUUAUUUCUUCAACAACCCCACUCAUAUAACUAUUACCCCUUCUUAGCUCCCCCUCCCACCCUUCUCUUCUCAUUCAUUCCACACUUUUCUCCCCCAAACUUUACAUUCAAUUCAAUUCGAAUUCAAUUCUUUCUCCUCUAAAUUUCUCCCUAAACUAAACAUCUCCCAAAACCGCCUUUGUUUUUGACACAAGCAAGGCUAGAGUGCCAUAGACACAAGCAAAGCUAGCAAAAAGGGAAGAAAUGAGAAAACCAAUGGAGAUCCAAGAUAAUAAUAAUAGUCAUCAAAACGAGGUUGGAUCAGAUGCGGGAGGGAGCAGUGUACACUCGCAAUCCCGGGUCACAUUCAGCGGUCCAUUAAAUUCAUCACCGAAAAAGCGCAACAACAAUAGCCGGAGAUUUAAUAAAGAUCAAGAUGAUAACGAGUAUGUUGAAAUUACCCUUGAUGUACGAGACGACAGCGUUUCAGUACAGGAUAUAAAGGGUGCUGUGGGUGAUCAAGAGGCUGCUUUACUUACCAGUCACUUGGAAAGACAACGCCCUCAGACGCUCACUUCUCAGCUUUCGGCUAAAAUUAAACAAGUCUCACGCGAGCUCAAGCGUGUCACUUCCUCGAACCGAACCGGGUUUAAGCAGCUCGAUCGGUCUAAGACCACCGCCGCACGUGCUCUUAAAGGGUUGCAGUUUCUUAAUAAGAGUGUUGGUAAUGAGGGUUGGACUCAGGUUGAGACCCGGUUUAAUGAGCUUCAGGUUGAUGGCUUGCUACUUCGGUCCCGGUUCGGCAAGUGUAUAGGGAUGAAUGAAAAAGAGUUUGCGGGGGAAUUAUUUGAUGCUUUGGCACGUAGGAGAGGCAUUGUUACAGGAACUAUUACCAAAACACAAUUACGUGAUUUUUGGGAGCAGUUAGCUGAUCAGAGUUUUGAUGCUCGUAUCCAAACUUUUUUCGACAUGGUGGAUAAGGAUGCAGAUGGCAGGAUUACAGAAGUAGAAGUCAAAGAGAUUAUCUCACUAAGCGCGACAGCCAAUAAGCUGAAGACAAUUCAAGACCAUGCUGAGGAAUAUGCUGCCCUCAUCAUGGAAGAGCUUGAUCCUGAUGACCUUGGUUUCAUUGAGAUCCAUAACUUGGAAAUGCUAUUGGUUCAAGCGCCAACACACUCAAACAACACAGUCACAGAUAGUCGUAACCUGAGCAAAUUACUUAGCCAAAAGCUAGUUCCAACCAAGGAACCCAACCCCAUCAAGCGCGGUGUCAGUAGGUUCACUUACUUCGUAGAGGACAACUGGAAGAGAAUAUGGGUCAUUAUCCUAUGGCUCUGCAUUUGUGCUGGUCUCUUCACUUGGAAGUUCAUGCAAUACAAGAAUCGUUACGUGUUCCAUGUCAUGGGAUAUUGUGUCACAUUCGCUAAGGGUGCAGCCGAGACCCUUAAAUUCAACAUGGCCCUCAUCCUUUUACCUGUUUGUAGGAACACCAUCACCUGGCUUAGGAGCAGGACUAAGCUAGGUAUGGCAGUUCCCUUUGAUGAUAACAUCAAUUUUCAUAAGGUUGUAGCUCUUGGUGUCGGGGUUGGGGCAGCUAUCCACGUGAUUUGCCAUCUUACAUGCGACUUUCCGAGGCUGCUACAUGCGACUGAUGAAGCUUAUGAGCCGUUAGGCAGGUAUUUUGGGGUACCGAGGCCUCCAAACUAUUGGUGGUUUGUCAGGGGAACUGAAGGCUGGACCGGGAUUGUCAUGGUAGUCCUAAUGACUAUCGCGUUUAUUUUAGCACAACCUUGGUUUCGAAGGAAUAAACUCAAGCUACCUAAGGCCCUCAAAAAACUUACUGGGUUCAAUGCCUUUUGGUAUUCUCACCAUCUGUUUGUCAUAGUCUAUACCCUCUUGUUAGUCCACGGGUGGUUCUUGUACCUUAGCAAGGAGUGGUACAAGAAAUCGACAUGGAUGUAUCUUGCUGUGCCGGUCCUAUUGUACGCGUUUGAGAGGCUGAUCAGGGCACUCAGGUCUGGUUACAAGACAGUACAGAUAUCUAAGGUGGCGGUCUACCCCGGUAAUGUACUGACGUUACAGAUGACGAAGCCUCAGAAUUUCAAAUACACCAGUGGACAGUACAUAUUUGUUAACUGUGCUGAUGUUUCUCCUUUCGAAUGGCAUCCCUUCUCUCUGACUUCAGCUCCUGGGGACGAUUACAUAAGUGUUCACAUUCGAGCAGCGGGUGACUGGACUUCUCAGCUGAGAACACUCUUCUCCAAAUUAUGUCAGCCUCCUAGAAGCAGUGAUCAGAGUGGUCUUCUCAGAGCUGAUAUAAACUGCGGACCUAUUCCAAGAAUGCCAAGGCUCAAGAUUGAUGGUCCAUAUGGAGCACCAGCCCAAGACUAUAAAAAAUACGACGUCCUGUUACUAGUAGGUCUUGGAAUCGGGGCAACACCGUUGAUCAGUAUAGUGAAGGAUGUGCUAUACCACAUCAAGCAACAAAAAGAGGUUGAGAGUGGAUUAAGUCCGGAUGACAGGAGAAAACCGUUCCUUGUGAAACGGGCAUAUUUCUAUUGGGUUACCCGAGAACAAGGAUCUUUCGAGUGGUUUAGGAGUGUGAUGAAUGAGGUGGCUGAGAAUGACCGAGACCAUGUGAUCGAACUCCAUAACUACUGCACAAGUGUCUACGAAGAAGGAGAUGCAAGAUCAGCUUUGAUUGCUAUGCUUCAGUCCUUGCACCACGCGAAGAAUGGUAUGGAUAUUGUGUCCGGGACUCGGGUGAAGACUCAUUUUGCUAGGCCUAAUUGGAGAGCUGUUUUCAAGCAUGUUGCUGUUAACCACACUCAGAAGAGAGUUGGAGUGUUCUAUUGUGGUGCACCUGGUUUGACACAGCAACUGAGACAUUUAUCACAAGAUUUUUCGAGGAAAACUCCCACCAAGUUUGAUUUCCACAAGGAGAAUUUUUAAGACAACAAACCCUAGUAAAUAUAUACACAAGUAUCUUAUAUUAAAAAUAUAUUCUUUUAUUAUUAGGACAGGAGUUAUUUUCUUCUUUCUCUUCCUCUUGAUCUAUAUUAAAGUUAACGACGUCUUUGUCUAAAAUGUAAUUUAUCAAAAUAAAAGUAGUGAUAUUAAGAAUUUAAUUUAUUACGGAGUACUA
Spinacia oleracea (spinach) is the source of this 3176-nucleotide messenger RNA. RefSeq names its product respiratory burst oxidase homolog protein B. Gene Ontology annotation, cellular component: plasma membrane. Bases 296 to 2983 code for a protein of 895 amino acids. The record is from RefSeq and is a predicted model, not a curated record. The transcript has 11 exons. Lineage: Eukaryota; Viridiplantae; Streptophyta; Magnoliopsida; Caryophyllales; Amaranthaceae. Gene Ontology annotation, molecular function: NAD(P)H oxidase H2O2-forming activity; peroxidase activity; calcium ion binding.